Messenger RNA from Ramularia collo-cygni, 1551 nucleotides. RefSeq lists its product as uncharacterized. Bases 1 to 1551 code for a protein of 516 amino acids. The transcript has a single exon. The record is from RefSeq and is a predicted model, not a curated record. Lineage: Eukaryota; Fungi; Ascomycota; Dothideomycetes; Mycosphaerellales; Mycosphaerellaceae.
AUGUCUUCCAUGUCGAUCAACGACCACAUCCAAGCCGUCGAAGCUGCUACCACCGGCCAGGCCGACUUUCUCAAGAGCAUCAAGACCGUCUACGUCUCGCCAACCAAGACGUCCCUCGCGGACUUCACCCUCAUCUGCAGCUCACCAUACUUCCAGCACCACAUCGAGCAUGUGAUCUUUAUUCCCCGCGUGGGAUGUGGAGCUAGUCAAGCAUGGUACGAAGAGAAGAUGUGCAACGACUUCGAGAAAACCAUCUCUCACUCCGACUUGAGUGCUGAGGAGAUGCAACACGCUUUCGAGAUCUUCGACCAAGUCACCAUGGAGUAUGAGUUCGGCAUCGAGGACUUCGACGAUCCCGAUUCCAUGGGCUGCAUGGUCAUGGCUAUCAGCCAGGAGCUUCGGGAAGGCCUCAAGCAGUUGCCAAAGCUCAACGCCAUGUCCAUCCAGAACCUCAUCAACCACCCAGGAGUCAACGCCAUGCCAUUGUGGUUCAGCGAGUCUUUGCUUGAGGAGUACGCUCUCAAGGGCCUUGCUGGUGUUCGCGAGACCGCCGCUGGAGUGGCCGUCACUGACUAUCUGCGCGAGGUCCACGUCGGCGUUGUGCGUUGCGACACCAUCUUCGGCGCACUUUCGCCAAUGCUGGAGAGCCUCAAGAUGCUGGGCAAGAUCAAGAGCUUGACUCUCGGCGAUCGCAAAUUCAGCUCUCUGCACCAAGGUCAGAUUGACACCGACGUCGAAUUCGAGGAUCUCGAAGCCGUCUUUGGCAAUCUGACCAAGCUCAGCGUCAGCUCCGGCACCUUCUCCUCCCAUGGCGCGAUCGCCGAUUUCUGGCAGAACGUCGCCCACUGUGCCACCAACCUGGAAGAGCUGGUGAUCUUCGAAGACUCUGCAUACGAGGAAGAAGACGAGACCAGCGUAACAUCGACUGUCCUCACUGUGGGCAACUUCGCCAAUCUCGCCAAGCUGCACCUGUACGACAACCAGAAGAAGUGCGGGAUCGUCAAUGCUCAGGACUUCCUGGAUUUCACGCAGAGACAUCGCGAUGAGCUCCGCGAAGUCGUCCUGCAGGGCAUCAUGCUCGCCAUGUGCAAUGAAGAUGAAGAACUCCUCGACACCAUGUACCAUUGCCUAUGGCAGAUCAAGGAGCAGAUGCAGCUGAGCAAGUUCGAGAUGCAGCUCUACCGUCGCGAUGAGCACGAUGAUUUCGGCGAAUGCACCAACGGCGGCUUUGAAGCUUGCGACGAAUCCUGCGAGAGCUACAUCAUGCCUUUCCAAUACCUCCACCGCUGCGAGAUCGCUCACUUGGCACAGCAGCUCAACGUCUUCCAGCAUGCGAGAGGCUGGAACUUUGGCGACUAUGUCAUGAAUCCCGACUCUGCGAUUGGUAGCCUUUUGAAGGCGUGCGAAGGACAAGUCGGCGGGGGCAGAGAUGCAGACGUGGUCGAGAGUGAGAGCGAGUCUGCGGUUGAGAACGGAUGGGAGUCUCCGGUUGGAGGCGAUGAUGGAUAUGACAUGGACAUGGAGUGGGACAGCGAUGAGACCAUGUAUUGA